CUAAUUGAAUAAUUAGAUUUAAAUCAACUGUAUAAAUAAAUUAUUAUUUCGAAUAGAUCUAGAGCGCAAUCAAUGUGUAAAGAUUUUAUUUAAUUGAUCAACGUGACAUUAAAGAGGAAUAAAGUUUUGAAUUCAUUAAAAUUGGGUUACAAUUCAAUUUCUGAAUAAACUUUUAUUGAAUGUUAUUGGAUAUAACUUUAGCUAACUGAGGAAGCAUUCACCAAAGACUCUUCUUCAAAUCUACUUCACUUCAAUUUUACACAGAAAACAAGAAAAUUAUAGGUUUUGGAACAUUUGAUUAAUUUUUUGAUAAUAUUAAUAAUUAAUAAAAGAUGGUAUUAGAAUAUAUUCUAGAUAUUCCUCCUUUGAC
Messenger RNA from Paramecium octaurelia, 370 nucleotides. The record is from the annotation of a GenBank genome assembly. NCBI's taxonomy places the organism in Eukaryota, Ciliophora, Oligohymenophorea, Peniculida, Parameciidae.